GACCAGAGUUCAGUGCGCCUGCGCAGUAUCGGGGGUGGGAGGGAGCGCCCUUCCAGGAGAAGGGGUGGCUGCUGUAGUGAGAGACUGGUGCUGCGGCUCUUUCCCUGCAGUCCUGCAGAGGAAGCGCGCGUCCCUGGCCCUUCCUUCUUCUCUUCCGGCGGAGAGCUUGGGACGUGGUAAUGCCAGCCACACUCCUCAGAGCCGUGGCCAGAUCUCAUCGUAUAUUAUCAAAAGCACAUCAGUGCCGAAGAAUCAGUCAUCUAAUGUUAAAAUCACUUAAGGAAUUUGAAAAUACAACAUGCAGCACACUGACAGUAUGUCAAAACUUGGAUUUCUUCCUUCCUGAUAAAACAUCUGGUGGUUUGAAUAAGUCUCAGAUCCUGGAAAUGAACCAAAAAAAAUCCAAUACAAGCCUGCUCUCUCCAUUAAAUGCUGCUCGUUGCCAAGAUGAAAAGGCACACCUUCCAGCCAUGAAAUCCUUUGGUACUCACAGGAGAGUGACCCAUAAACCACAUCUAUUGGGUUCUAAAUGGUUCAUAAAAAUAUUAAAGACGCAUUUCUCAUCUAUGUCAACGGAAACAUUUGUUCCAAAACAAGACUUCCCACAGAUCAAGAGACCACUAAAAGCAUCCAGGACCAGACAGCCAUCCAGGACCAACCUUCCAGUUUUGUCCGUGAAUGAGGACCUAAUGCACUGCACAGCAUUUGCAACGGCAGAUGAGUAUCAUCUGGGAAAUCUGUCUCAAGAUCUGGCCUCCCACGGAUAUGUUGAAGUAACAAACUUGCCUAGAGAUGCAGCAAAUAUUUUGGUGAUGGGUGUGGAAAAUUCUGCAAAAGAAGGUGAUCCUGGAACGAUAUUCUUCUUCAGGGAAGGAGCUGCUGUGUUUUGGAAUGUGAAAGACAAAACUAUGAAGCAUGUGAUGAAAGUUCUAGAAAAACAUGAAAUUCAGCCCUAUGAAAUCGCACUGGUACACUGGGAAAAUGAAGAACUUAACUACGUAAAAAUAGAGGGACAGUCAAAACUUCACAGGGGGGAAAUCAAGUUAAAUUCAGAGCUGGAUUUAGAUGAUGCCAUUCUAGAGAAGUUUGCUUUCUCCAAUGCUCUCUGCCUUUCUGUAAAACUGGCAAUUUGGGAAGCAUCACUGGAUAAAUUUAUUGAAUCUAUUCAGUCAAUUCCUGAGGCUUUAAAAGCUGGGAAGAAAGUGAAACUAUCUCAUGAAGAAGUCAUGCAGAAAAUCGGGGAACUCUUUGCCCUAAGGCACCGUAUAAACUUGAGUUCAGACUUCUUGAUUACUCCUGAUUUCUACUGGGACAGAGAAAACCUGGAAGGACUUUAUGAUAAAACAUGUCAAUUCCUUAGCAUUGCCCGAAGAGUUAAGGUCAUGAAUGAAAAACUUCAACACUGCAUGGAAUUAACAGAUCUAAUGCGGAAUCACCUGAAUGAGAAGAGGGCACUCCGCUUGGAGUGGAUGAUUGUCAUCCUCAUUACCAUAGAGGUAAUGUUUGAGCUGGGACGAGUAUUUUUCUGAUCAAGUGAUAACCAAAGUGUCACUGCAAGAGAUUCAGGUUCUACAAUCAAAAAAUAAAUGUUCAGCCGGGCGCGGCGGCUCAUGCCUGUAAUCCCAGCACUUUCGGAGGCCAAGGAGAAUGGCUCAUUUGAGGUCAGGAGCUCAAGUCUGGCCAACAUGGUGAAACGUCUCUACUGAAAAUACAAAAAUUAGCCAGGUGUGGUGGCACACGCCCAUGAUCUCAGCUACUCGGGAGACUGAGGCAGGAGAAUCUCUUGAACUUGGGGAGGUGGAGGUUGCAGUGAGCUAAGAUCACGCCACUGCACUCCAGCCUGGGCGUCUCAAAAAUAAAAAUUAA
Mandrillus leucophaeus (drill) is the source of this 1866-nucleotide messenger RNA. It is a transcript of the gene RMND1, whose product is annotated as required for meiotic nuclear division 1 homolog (S. cerevisiae). Gene Ontology annotation, biological process: positive regulation of mitochondrial translation. The record is from RefSeq and is a predicted model, not a curated record. The coding region runs from base 180 to 1529 and encodes 449 amino acids. NCBI's taxonomy places the organism in Eukaryota, Metazoa, Chordata, Mammalia, Primates, Cercopithecidae. The transcript is spliced from 12 exons.